Messenger RNA from Plasmodium gallinaceum, 633 nucleotides. RefSeq names its product conserved protein, unknown function. The transcript is spliced from 2 exons. The record is from RefSeq and is a predicted model, not a curated record. NCBI's taxonomy places the organism in Eukaryota, Apicomplexa, Aconoidasida, Haemosporida, Plasmodiidae. Bases 1 to 633 code for a protein of 210 amino acids.
AUGGGAUGUACAUUUAGUAAUUUAAGAUGUGUGACUAACUUUACAGGCUUAUCAAGUUUAAUAAUUUCACUCUUCCCAAAUUUAAUUAUUAAAAAUCCUGAAAUACUUAGACCUUUAUUAAAUGUAAGUUGGGGUUAUUUAUUCGGAUCAACAUUUUGGUUGUGUUUUUUUUCAGAAGUUGGUGUACUAAGAGGAUUAAAAGAUAUAAAAAGUCUUCCAUUACCUGAAAACGCAGAAGAUGCUAAAAGACUUUUAGAAGAACAUAAAGGAAUGGAAUCAGAUUUUAAUAGAAGAAGUGUUGAUUUUCAAUAUUUUUUUAGCUUAUCUACCCUUUUUUCAGGUAUAUUGUUAUUAUCUACUGUUAGACUUGCUACACAUAAUAUACAAUUAAGAAUUAGCUCAUCAGUUGUUGCAAUAUCAUGUUUAUUAAAUAGCUUAUAUUUUUAUAAUAAAAUAUACAAAUUAAAACAAACGAAAGUAAAUUUAUAUAAUGAAUUAAUUGAAAACCCCAAAAGUGAUACAGCAAUGGCAGCAUUAAAAAAAAAUAAAAAAGAAUUUCAUAUAUAUCAUGGAUUAUCUAUUUUAUCUUUAUAUUUAUCAUUUUUUGGUUUAACACCUUAUAUUUUUACAUAA